AUGGAUCAAAUUUUUGAUUUUAAAGCAAUGAAAGAUGCCGGAGUUAAUUUUUCAGUGAAGUACCUUGAUGAGGCAAAGCCUCAAAUCCCUGAUUCCUCAGAUGGUAAUAUACCUAGAGAUUACGAAAAAACAAGCGAAUUUCGUUAUGUAAAAAAAUUAGUAAAAACACUUAAUAAAAGUAAAUUUUUAGAUUAUUUUGAUAAAUGUCGAGAAUGUAAUAAAUUAUUUCAUGACCCUGAUUUAGGAAGUUAUUGUAAAAAACAUAUACUAAAUAAACGAGGUUGUUGUAAAAAUCAUUGUUGUAUUGAUGAAGAAGCUGGACAUU
Entrophospora candida is the source of this 325-nucleotide messenger RNA. The record is from the annotation of a GenBank genome assembly. NCBI's taxonomy places the organism in Eukaryota, Fungi, Glomeromycota, Glomeromycetes, Entrophosporales, Entrophosporaceae.